AAUAGUUUUUAUGAGCAAGUGUUAAUUCUACCAGAUAUUAAGACACAUAUGUUAUUGAUUGCCUUAUUUAUGUUCACGUAUGCUGCUUUGUGUUGCUAACGUGUUUUGCUCAUAAAAUACCUGUUAUUAACUUAGCCAACUAAUGCGUUAGCUUUCUGGCUAUAUUAAUUUACCAUCUGAACGGGAGAUGGAUUUACAUAUGUCAGAUCAAAUGAAAAACCUUGUUUGGCAACCCAUCAAGAAAUGUAUUUAACCAAGAAAGUGGUGUAGUUGGAAAUGGUGUAUCUAUAUUUUACAUUAAUGGAGCAGUAGUUUGCUUGGUGUCAUUCGUAUAUUAUAUUAUACUAGCUAGCUAUCGCGGCUUGUCACCGGCGUUAAAUUGUUUGUCAGCUAAAGUUAGCUAGCUAAGUUUAUAUUGUAUAUAUAUUUUACAUUCAUCUAGCAGUUGUUCGCUUGGUGUCAUUCGUAUAUUAAUUCAUUGAUAUCUGAGUAGCUAUCGGCUUGUCACAGUCGAAAAUGGUUGUCAGCUAGCUAGCUAGCGAGCUAAGGAAGUUCAUGUCAGAGUGCAUUCUUUCAUCAUGAAUAGAGAGGUAAGCCUGAGCCUGGUUACCUUCGCAAAGUUAUUACCGUCAAGGGUCUUAGAAUAGAAAACAUGAACUGGCGCGCACCCUGAAAUUAUUUUGUGUGGAGGUGCUGACAAACGGCGAAGAAACUAUAAAAAAUAAAGAGAGACGGAAACUCCCAGUAAUUUAUUGGGCUCCGUGUUGUGGUAAAGCAUAUGUUUGUCGCCUGUGCCAUGACGCUGAGGAGGACCAUCAAAUGGACCGCUUCCUGGUCAAAGAAGUGCAGUGCUCAGUCUGCACAACAGUACAACAGGCACAACAGACUUGCGUGGAGUGUAAUGUGACCUUUGGGGAAUAUUACUGUGAUAUUUGUCACCUGUUUGAUAAAGACAAGAAGCAGUAUCACUGUCAGCCCUGUGGAAUUUGCAGGAUCGGACCAAGGGAGAAAUACUUCCACUGUGAGAAGUGCAAUCUCUGUUUAGCCGGAGAUCUAAGAGGAAAUCACAAGUGUGUUGAAAAUGUUUCAAGGCAGAACUGCCCAGUGUGUAUGGAGGAUAUCCACACAUCCAGAAUAGGAGCCCAAAUUCUUCCAUGUGGCCAUCUUCUACAUAAAACAUGCUUUGAUGACAUGGUCCAAACUGGUGCGUAUCGAUGCCCACUCUGUAUGCACUCUGCUUGGAAUAUGGAGCACAACUGGGAGCAGAUGGACAAGGAGAUCACUCAGUCACCCAUGCCCACUGAAUAUCAGGAUGCCACUGUGAAGAUCAUAUGUAAUGACUGCCAAACCCACUGUACGGUGCCUUUCCAUGUUCUGGGAAUGAAGUGCAGUGGCUGUGGGUCCUACAACACAGCACAGAAUGGGGGACUGAUACGGCAGUCCCGGGAACCACAGCCCCAGGAGCCAGAGCAGCAGCCCCAGGAGCCAGAGCAGCAGCCCCAGUCCCCAUUGCCAGAACCAUAGAAUAUGUAUAAUUUUAAUUACAUUGGGACUCCACCCCCUAGUUCUCUAUGCUCCACAUUACUUCCCCAGUCUACGCAGACUUAACUACACUAUCCACCUCUUUCCCAACAUUGCUCUGCCAAGAGUACAGGUAGUCGUGCCUGGGUUCCAGAACCUGGUGCCAGGACCUCAGGGCAAUAAACUUGGAUCCCUCUCCUAGUGUAUUGUACAGCAGUUUUGGGGUUGAAUUUCUGUUAUUACAUGGCUAUUGAUCCAUUUGUUUCUCAGAUAAAAGCCAGCAUAAGAGAAUUGUGAAUGAGGAAUUAAAUAUAGCCACACAAUUUAUUUCCCAUUUUGUCCGAAGUUGGAAUGGAUGUCAUUAAUGCUUUCACCAAAUUAUUUAGAUUUUUGUUGGGGUGAAGAAUGCUGUUAUGUGAGGAGUUUGUAAAGCACUGCAAUGUUUGACUGGCUUUGCGUUUCUAAAAACCUACGUAAAUGCUUCAGACUGACAUUUUUACAAUGUUAAUGGAUUUCAAUGUCUGUUUGCAAAACUCAGGUAUUUGAAAUAGUUUAGAUACGGUUCAACAUCAAAUUGUGUUCAUUCCAUGUUUGAGUGUAAUUUUGAUUAGACAAGUGGAUUAUCAUGAGUAAGACGUAUGUAAAUUAUUGAAUAAUUACUACAGUUAGACAAUGGCUGUUGGCAACUAUCUCACUCCAUGCUUAGCUCAUAUUGUCAGUAUUGUCACUCAAAUAUGAGAGAAAUAGAGUGAAAAUAUUGCAUCUGUAUUGCCUUUGGUGUCAUUCAUUGAUGCAGGUUUUGGGAUGGUGACAUUUACUGUAAAGACUAAUAAAUACCAUUGAUUGUU
Oncorhynchus masou masou (cherry salmon) is the source of this 2369-nucleotide messenger RNA. RefSeq names its product RING finger and CHY zinc finger domain-containing protein 1-like. Gene Ontology annotation, molecular function: zinc ion binding. Bases 820 to 1524 code for a protein of 234 amino acids. The record is from RefSeq and is a predicted model, not a curated record. The transcript has 9 exons. NCBI's taxonomy places the organism in Eukaryota, Metazoa, Chordata, Actinopteri, Salmoniformes, Salmonidae.